AUGGCACCCAGCGUAAUUGUCGUCGGUGGAGGCUUGUCCGGCCUCAGCGCUGCGCAUACCGUCUACCUUAAUGGCGGAAACGUCGUUGUCCUCGACAAGCAAUCUUUCUUCGGUGGAAACUCGACCAAGGCCACCUCGGGUAUCAACGGUGCCCUCACCCGCACACAAGUCGAAGCUGGCAUCCCCGACAGCGUCAAGCAGUUCUACGAUGAUACCCUCAAGUCCGCGAGAGACAGGGCCCGCCCUGAUCUCAUCAAGGUUUUGACCUACAAGUCCGCCGCCGCCGUCGAGUGGCUCCAGGAUGUCUUCAACCUCGACCUUACUCUGGUCUCCCGGUUGGGAGGUCAUUCUCAGCCCCGAACACACCGUGGCCACGACGCCAAGUUCCCCGGUAUGGCCAUCACGUACGCCCUCAUGCAGCGACUUGAGGAGCUCGCCGAGACCGAGCCUGAGCGCGUCAAGAUCGUCCUCAAGGCCCGCGUUACCUCUCUCAACAAGGAGGGCAAUGUUGUAACUGGUGUUACCUACGAGCACAACGGCGAGAGCCAUGUCCUCAACGGCCCCGUUGUUCUCGCCACCGGUGGUUAUGCCGCCGACUUCACCGAGAAUGGUCUCCUCAAGCAGUACCGCCCCGACACCCUCAGCCUCGCCACCACCAACGGCACCCAUGCCACCGGUGACGGCCAGAAGAUGGUUAUGGCCAUCGGCGGUAACGGCAUCGACUUGGACAAGGUCCAGGUCCACCCUACUGGUCUCGUUGACCCCAAGGACCCCGACGCCAAGACCAAGUUCUUGGCUGCUGAGGCCCUCCGUGGUGAGGGUGGUCUCCUCCUCAACGGUGACGGUGACCGAUUCUGCGAUGAGCUCGGCCACCGUGACUACGUCUCCGGCAUGAUGUGGAAGGAGAAGGACAAGAACAAGUUCCCCAUCCGACUUGUCCUCAACUCCAAGGCUUCCAACGUCCUUGACUUCCACACCCGCCACUACUCUGGCCGUGGUCUCAUGAAGAAGAUCUCCGGCAAGCAGCUCGCCAAGGAGAUUGGCUGCACUCCCGAGCACCUCCAGAAGACCUUCACCACCUACAACGCCAUCGCCGAUGGCAAGGUCAAGGACCCCUGGGGCAAGAAGUACUUCCACAACACUCCCUUCGACAUCAACGACGACUUCCACGUCUCCCUCAUGGAGCCCGUCGUCCACUUCACAAUGGGUGGUGUUGAGAUCAACGACAAGUCCGAGGUUCUCAACCACGAGGGCAAGCCCUUCGAUGGUCUCUACGCUUGCGGUGAGCUUGCCGGCGGUGUCCACGGUGCCAACCGUCUCGGUGGUUCUUCCCUCCUCGGCUGUGUCGUCUACGGCCGUGUUGCCGGUGACUCCGCCAGCAACUACCUCUUCCAGAAGGUGCUCAGCGGCGCCUCCACUGGUGCCCAGAGGCUGGGCCUUAUCUCUCUUCACAUCGACCCUUCUCAGCCCGGUAAGGUGACCGUCGAUUGGAGCGGAUCCGCCUCCGGCGCCGCUGUUUCCGCCCCUCAGGUUCAGGCUUCUGCCGCCGCCCCCACCGCCGAAAAGUCGGGUAAGCCUGGCCCCAAGCCAUUCAAGAUCCCCGAGACGGAAUACACUUUGGAAGAGAUCGCUAAACACAACAAGAAGGAUGAUCUCUGGGUCGUCGUCAAGGGCGUCGUGCUGGAUCUAACCAACUGGCUCGAUGAGCACCCCGGUGGUCCUCAGGCUAUCCUUAACUUCAUGGGUCGUGAUGCUACGGAGGAGUUUGAGAUGCUUCACGAUGAUGAGGUCAUUCCCAAGUAUGCUCCUGAGCAGGUGAUCGGAAGGGUGAAGGGUGUCGAGCCCACUCUUGAGUUUUGA
Molecule: messenger RNA, 1860 nt
Organism: Scedosporium apiospermum
Lineage: Eukaryota; Fungi; Ascomycota; Sordariomycetes; Microascales; Microascaceae
Product: putative fumarate reductase protein
Exons: 4
Coding region: 1-1860 (619 amino acids)
Molecular function (GO): FMN binding; oxidoreductase activity
Source: RefSeq, a predicted model, not a curated record